Molecule: messenger RNA, 7216 nt
Organism: Trichoplusia ni (cabbage looper)
Lineage: Eukaryota; Metazoa; Arthropoda; Insecta; Lepidoptera; Noctuidae
Gene: Tomosyn
Product: syntaxin-binding protein 5
Exons: 26
Coding region: 270-4334 (1354 amino acids)
Biological process (GO): regulation of protein secretion; regulation of exocytosis
Cellular component (GO): plasma membrane; cytoplasm; SNARE complex
Molecular function (GO): GTPase activator activity; myosin II binding; syntaxin binding
Source: RefSeq, a predicted model, not a curated record
CGGCUAUCGAUCCGUCAGCGGAGCCGCAUUGCCGUACAUUCCGGAGGCGGUGCCUCGCCUAGUUUUCGUCGAUCGUCGGCGUGGCGGGCGCGUGUCGGCGUCGGCGGCGGCCCCGGGCGGCCCUGCGCAGUAGCGACCAAGUGUAGCGCGGGAGCGACCGACCUUCCUUCCGCCAAAACCGGCUCGCUGUCCGCGGCGGACGGCUGUGAUGUAGCCGCGGCCGGCGCGAGCGGCCUUCGGACAAAGGAUCCGCUACUCGGUGAUUCGCGAUGAAGAAGUUCACGUUCAAGGGGGUGCUGGACGGGUUCCGCAGCUCGGUGCAGGCGGCACCGCGGGGGACCGAGCAGGAGAUUCAAGAGACUCUGCGUCCCGACCACUUCCAAAUCAAAAAGACAUUUCGACACGGGUUCCCAUUCUCGCCGACGGCGCUGGCAUGGGACCCCAUACAGAAACUGCUCGCCAUCGGCGACAAAGGCGGCAACCUCAGAAUCCUGGGCGGGCCGGGCGUGGACGCGCACGUGCGGCACGAGUGCGGCGAGGCGGUGCUGCACGCGCGCUUCCUCGUCAACGAGGGCGCGCUCGUCACCGCCACCGCCGACGACCAGCUGCACCUGUGGACCUUCCGCCAGAAGUCGCCGCAGCGGCUGCACUCGCUCAAGUUCCAGAGAGAGAGGAUCACGUGCCUGCACCUGCCGCUCGCCUCCAAGUGGAUCCACGUGGGCACGGAGCGCGGGAACGUGCACGUCGUCAACAUCGAGACCUUCGCGCUCUCCGGAUACGUCAUCAACUGGAACAAGGCCAUUGAAGUAACGAGGCCGAACCACCCCGGGGCGGUGGUGGAAAUUAGUGAUAAUCCCCUGGAUGCUAGCAAGUUGCUGAUAGCGUUCGAGACGGGCCUGGUGGUGGUGUGGGACCUGCGCGCGCGCAUGGCGGAGUGGCGCGGCGCGCUGGGCACGGGCGGGCCGGGCGAGGGCGUGCGCGCCGCCGCCUGGCAGCACGACGGCAAGCUCAUGACCGCGCACGUGGACGGCGCGCUCGCCACCUGGAGCACGCGCGCGCCCAGACCCUCCUCACUCUCGUACCCGCAUGCAAAAGCGAAUAAAGAUGGCAAACUGGAGCCUUGUAAACCUAUACUUAGACUGGAAUGGAAGACUUCGAGAACAGGCGAGAGCCUGGUGAUCUUCAGCGGCGGGCUGCCGACGGACAAGGCGGGGCGCACGCACAGCAUCACGGUGCUCAACGGCAAGUCCACCACCGUGCUGGAGAUGGAGCACAGCGUCGUCGACUUCGUCACGCUCUGCGAGACGCCGCACACGGCCGACUACCAGGAGCCGUACGCGAUAGUGGUGCUGCUGCAAAACGACCUGGUGGUGAUCGACCUGCAGUCGCCGGGCUACCCGUGCUUCGAGAACCCCUACCCCAUGGACAUCCACGAGUCGCCCGUCACCUGCUGCUCUUACUUCGCCGACUGCCCAUCAGACUUGAUCCCAGCGUUCUAUUCAGUGGGCAGGCAAGGCAACAAGAAGCCAACGGGUUUUAGUGAAAAGCUGUGGCCGAUUAAUGGCGGCGAGUGGGCGCCCGCCUCCUGCUCCUAUAGCGAAAUUAUACUCACGGGGCAUGCAGACGGCAGUGUAAAGUUUUGGGAUGCUAGUGCAGGGACCUUACAAAUUUUGUACAAAUUAAAAUGUUCAAAAGUGUUCGAGCGUCGCGCGGGCGGCAGCUGCUACGAGGAGGAGAGUCCGCUGGGCAUCCAGCAGGUGGCGCUGUGCGCGGAGUCGCGGCGCCUGGCCGUGGCGCUGCCGCACGGACACGUCGUGCUCUUCAAGUUCCGCAAGAACGAGACGCACGGCGAGACACACGUCCUAGAGAUACCGAUGAUAACGGACACGCUGGAAGAGGAGGGCUCGCCGGAGCCGGAGGGCGGACGCUCCAUGUCGUUCAGCCGCGCCGGCGACGCCUCCGAGGGAGACAGCAGAAGAUCGGGCGUGUGGGCGGGCGGCGGCGGCGGGGCGGGCGUGCGCGUGCGCGGGGCGGGCGGCACGGGGGGCGCGCGGCGGCCGCCCGGCUUCCAGCCCACGCUGGUGGCGCUGCAGGCGGGCGCGCCGCACCCCAUCGCCGCGCUCACCAUCAACUCGUCGUACGGACUCAUGGCGUGGGGCGGCGAGCGCGGCGUGGUGGUGGUGGACGUGUCGCGGCGCGCGCUGCUGGCGGCGCUGGCGCCGGCCGCGCUGUACCACGCGCCCGCGCCGCCGCCCGCGCCGCCGCGCCACGCCGAGCGCCAGCGCUCGCCCAGCCUCGACCAGCUGGAGGAGACGCCGGCCGCCAGCCCCGCCGAGCCCGGGCCGGACGAGCCGCCGCCGCCCGACGAUAAGGCUAAGCUCGACACCAGAAGAAAAUCUACCUCCUGGAAGACUUUCAACCUGAAACGACAGCUCUCUAAAGUCGAUCUCAAAUUUAAAGCGGCCUUCGCCGUGCCUACUGAAAAUAACCUAGAAGAGGUCGUCCCAGAAAAAGGGAACUCCCAGUUUUAUUGCGAAGCUAACGAGCGGACCGAGCCACCGGCCGCGGCCACGACGGCGUCCACGGGCGCGUCCACACCCACGCCCACGCCCACGCCCACUCCCGCGCCCGAGUCGAACACGGAGUCGCCGGACAGCGAGGAGCUGAAGCCGGCGUCGGCGGACGAGGAGGGCUCGGGGGCGGGCUCGUCGCCGCUGCGCGUCUGUUCCGACGUGUUCGAGCGCAUGCAUCGCGAGCUGCAAGACAAGCGCGCGGGCGACGUGUACGAGCGCAUGCAUCGCGAGCUGCAGGAGCGCUGGCAGGCCGAGGACGGGCCCCCGCGCCCCGACAGCCUGCCGCUGGAGGGCCCCGCGCGGCCCCCGCGCCGGGCCCGCGCGCCGCCGCCCGACCGCCUGCUGUCCGUGCCCAACAUCAAGUACCGCGAGCGGCCCGCCGGCGGCUCGCUGGGCGGCCUCAUGCGCCGCUUCAGGGAGUUAGUAGCGCGACUGUGCCCCCGAGGCGAGCCCGCGGGCGAGGACGCGGCGCCCGAGCAGGCCCGCGAGCGCCGGAUAGACAAACUGGACAGCUCGUUCUCGCGCUCCCGCUCCAGCUCCAUGUCAAGCCUAGAAAACAUCUCACAGGAAGGCAUCCAGUGCCUAGCCUUUGCUGAUAGCUACACUAAGAAGUCUGAUCCGACGACCCUGAUGCCCACGCUGUGGAUCGGCACGACCCUGGGGUCGGUGCUCACCAUGACCAUCAGCCUGCCCGAGGCUGAGCUCCGGCACACGCAACCCGUCGUCGUCUCCACCAGUGGUGGUCCCUUAUUUAGGUUAAAAGGUUCAAUCCUAACAAUGUCGUUUCUAGACUGCAAUGGUGCUUUAAUACCUUACUCUUACGAAAGUUGGAGAGACGACAGUAAAGAUGUACGAGACCGACGCGAGCGAACUCCCACAAAGCAGAGCUCGUCCAGCAGCGGCAGCCGCAUGAGCCCCACGCCCGCCGCCGACACGGCCGGGGACCGCCAGUUCGUGGUCGUGGCCUCGGAGAAGCAGGCGCGCGUCGUGGCGCUGCCCAGCCAAAACUGCGUCUAUAGGCAGCAGAUCGUCGACACCGACUUUGUGGUCAAGGCUGAAACUGUUAGCCUAAAGGACAGCGUAUGUCUGGUGAACUAUCUAUCGACGGGGCACUUGGUGGCCUACAGCCUGCCCUCGCUGCGGCCGCUGGUCGACGUGGACUUCCUGCCGCUGACAGAGCUCGGCUUCCAGACACAGUCCAAACAGAGGGGUAUCGUAGACCCAAUGCUGUCCAUAUGGGGGCAGCAGCUCAUUGUUAACGAGGACACCGACCAGAUAGCGAAGACAUUUUGCUUCAGCAACAGAGGGCACGGACUAUACUUAGCAUCACCGACUGAAGUGCAGAAGUUUACCAUAGACGCUGAAUUCUGUCAACAGCUAAACGAGAUGAUAGGCGAGCUGUUCCUGCCUCGCGACAUGCCUGAACCCCCCAAGGAGAGUUUCUUCCGUGGAUUAUUCGGAGGAGGAUCUCGACCUCUAGACAGGGAAGAAUUAUUCGGCGAGAGCAGCGGCAAGCCCAGCCGCACGGUGGCCAAGCACAUCCCGGGCGGGUCCGCGGCGCAGCUGGAGCAGCUGGGCGCGCGCGCGGGCUCGGCCAGCGCCGACGUGGCGCGCGCGCACAUGCUGGUGCUGGAGCGCGGCGACAAGCUGUCGCAGCUGGAGGACCGCACCGAGCGCAUGCACUCGCAGGCCGCCGAGUUCUCCUCCUCCGCGCACCAGCUCAUGCUCAAGUACAAGGACAAGAAGUGGUACCAGCUGUGAGCGCGCCGUGGGAACGCUGGCUUCGCUCUCACACGUCGCUCGGUGGCGUGACGCUCGAAACAUUUAGAGGAAACCAAAAUAUCACGUUCCUUCGCCUCCUUUAAUACCGAAUGCUGCAGAAAUACUUAACUCUAAAACAAAUUAGAAGUGACGAUCGCAGCAGUCAGUCUGAAUCGUGUGUCGCACCCGGCAAGUGCUGAACCACUAGGCUCGGAGAGCGGGAGGUCUUCUGCCCGCCGCGCCCGCUAGAGCUUAGCCACCUUGUAGAUAUCUUAUGAACCUUACAUUAGAUUCAUCGAAGCGUGACUCGAUUAGAAUGAACGCACAAACCAUCGACUCUCGAACAUAGUCGAUUUCGAUCAGUAGUGUCCCGCUUUCUACGAUUAGGUACACGCUGAAUCGUUCAAUUAUUACUGUGCCUAUCGUCGCGGUGGCGGUGCGCGCGCAUGCGCCAUGCGACCGCAGCCCGCCCUUUGUACAUAGCACCGCGAGCUCUGCAUUCGUUCACGCGAUGUGAUAAUAUGUAUAUAAACGAAAGCAUUACGUACUAUACUAACGACUUACUCUUUUUAUACUCGUGACACAGUAGUAGUGUCGGCAGCCGCCAGGCCUCGCGUGGCGGCGCAGGCGGGCGCGGCCUGUAUAGUUUUGUAAGCCGCGCCAGCAGCCGCAGCACUCUCGCCUUGCCGCCGCCUACCUGAUAUAUACGAUUAUGUAAACUUGGGUUAGUGUUCACGUGACACAUGACAUUAUUUCGAUGUUGCUAUUAAAAUACAUGUAGAUAUACAUUUUAUAGAUACAAAAUGAAAUCUAAUAUAAAAUGUAAGAAUAGUCGACGAUGUUGAUCUGUAUAAAGUAUUAAGUAAAUAAUAUAAAGAAACUAAUAUAUUAUAAAGAUUGAAAAUUUAAGCAUUGGAUGACAAUAAUUUUUGUUACUUCUCACUGGAGAUUUCUUUGACACAUAAUGUGUAGUUAAGUUUCUCUUCUGCACCUCCCGCUUGUGUUGCGAAUCCGUGCGACGUAUUCGUGGUCCUCAUUACCUUUAGUUGAUGUUCGCUACUGUUUGUAAAUUGUGACACAAUGAGAGCAAUACUACGUACGGCUCCCCAGCCUGAAGUAAACCAGACCAAUCGGUGUCGUGUCGGUGUUGCUAGAUAAAUUAUAAAAAAGUAAAUAAAUCGAUAAGAAUUACGUGUAAAUUAAUUAUUACUAAAGCUCCCUUGUAUAUCGCUGGUAUUGUAUAAGUGGUGGCGAGAGACCCGCUAGGCUAUUCGUUGUAGUACAGAUCCGCAUUACAACCUGUAUUACAUCGAAACAGGACGAGAGAAGCCGUCAGGCAGUGGUGUUGCGUUCAAUAGAGACGGUAACGUAGGCGUGUAGUAACGUGAGUGUGUGUAGCGUGGGAGUGGUAGUGGGUGCGGGUGGCCGGGCGGGUCUGCCGCCAUGCCGCCGCCUUCGUCAUAAGUGGCGUAGUGAAUAUCGGUAUAUCGCAUGGCAAUAACGUGUUUUAUGGCGUCAUCGCGUCUCACUGUUACACUGCUUCCUUACGUUAGCCAAACUUGUAAUAGUGAUCCUUUCAAUAUGUUGCAAGUCGUGCCUAAGCUCACUAGUGCACAAUGCGUUAUAAAGAGUUUUACUAAGUCAUUUAAUAUUAUUUUUGUUUAGAAUGUUGUCAUAACUUCAUGUCCACGUUCGCAUUAUCGCCGUUACGAGCUGGGCUGGUUUUGUACCUUCUUUAUAGAUACUAGUUCAGUUACUUGUGUACGAUUGUGGAUGCCAAACUUUAUACUUCUCAUGCAGAGCUUCUUGGGCAGAGGCAUAAUAAAUAUUAUAAUUGUUACGCGAUGUAAUACAAUUUUAAUGAUUUAUUGUAAUUCGGAUGUAGAGACGCAAGCACGAAUCCUCGUGGCUUGUUGUGAUAAAUUAACAUUAAAUGUUAUUAAAUGUCUCGAACAAAUAAAUGUUAUAUCACUCAAUGCUGUUCCAAUAUAAUAUCACUGUUUUAACCAGAUUAUUUUGUAAUGUAGUCGUUAAAGAAUUUAUUCAAGAAAUAUUUUCAUAGCAAAGUUUACCGAGUUACCGUUCAAUAGUAGAAAUGGUUUAAGCGAAUUUUAAUGUUGAGCUAUGUUACGUUGUGCGGAGAGCAGCUCGCACGAGCUCCGCCGUGCUAUAUCCCAGGGGCAUAUCAGUGGAAUAUAUCAGUCUGUGACCUAAAUCGCGGUCUCCUGUUGUAUUGUAAGGUCAUAUAGUUUUGAGACGCUGCUUACUACGUUUUCUACCAUCGCCUUUUAAUAUACCUAUAGUAGAUUUUCAUUUAACGUUGAUUAGGAGUACCUACUGUAAGACUUAAGUAUUAUUUCACCACAUCGUAUCACUCUCUGUGCAUCCAUCAUUCCUUAUAGAUUAAUGUUAGCCUACACUUUUGAUACAUUACAAAACGAAUACAAAACCAAAUUCGCUUAGAUUUUCCUUCAAAAUGUAGACCUUAAAUAGCAUGUUUCGUUAUAAGUAACAUUGAGUGACCGGCGCCGCUGCGGCGGUGGCGGCUGCCAUACGCGCGUCUAGUCCUCGUUCAUGUCACUACGUGCUACUGACGUACCUCAAGCUCCGUGCAAUAUUCUAUGUAACUAUGGUGUAAUGUAAAUGGUCAAGUUAAGUUUUCUCAAUUCUAUGAUUGUUAUAAAUAGUAGGAGUAGGGCACGUAACACGUUGCAUACGAGCCGGGCGCGGCCUCACCGUGAGCUGCGUCUGCGCCGCCGCGCUCCGCCGCACGCAUUACAGUUCCAUUUCAAACGCUGACGAUUCAUUUGGAAAUUAUGGGACUAAAUUAUAAAUAUAAGUAUUUGUAAAUAAAUAAUUAAAAACAAAAAUCUUGUGGCAAA